CUAUGCUAUUACUGCAGUUGUGAGAAAACUUCUACAUCCAUCUCCUCCUCCUUCCAGAGUGCUGUCAAAAUGAGUGAAACGCCAUCAACUAAUUAUUCAAUGCUUCAGCCAAACUCCUCUGAGAGUGAACAGACUUUGUCUACACGUCACUUCAAUGUCACCGAACCUGUUGUGGCCAAACGAAUCUGUUUCUAUAAAAGUGGAGACCCUCAGUUUAAUGGGAUCAAAAUGGUCAUUAAUAAUAGAUCUUUCAAAACAUUUGAUGCCUUGCUGGAUAACUUGUCCAAAAGAGUCCCAAUACCAUUUGGGGUGAGGAAUAUUAGUACACCACGCGGGAUACACAGUAUCACCAAUCUGGAGGACCUUGAAGAUGGAAAGUCUUAUAUUUGUUCCCAUCAGAAGAAAAUUAAGCCCAUUAAUUUGGAGCGGGCCAGUAAGAAGCCAUUACCCUGGCAGAUCAGCAGGCCAGUUAGUGCUCGUCGCCGAGUUGUGCAGUUAGCCAGGGAGAAAGAAGACGGCAUUGUUCAGGAAGACAGAGCUGUCAAAAUAAGAACCCCUAAAAAGCUCCUUGUUUUCAAAAAUGGUGACAUAAGAAUCAGGUGCACUAUAGUUCUGAGUAAGAAGAACAUGCAAAACUUUGAGACCUUUCUGGAUUCCAUAAGUGAGUUAAUGCAGUAUCCAGUUGUGAAGUUAUACACUACGGAUGGCAGAAAGGUUCCUAACCUUCAGUCUCUGAUCUUGUGUUCUGGGGCUAUUGUGGCAGCUGGGAGAGAGCCUUUUAAACCAGGGAAUUAUGAUCCUCACAGGUAUUCACUACCUGCUAAGUUGCCGGGACUCUCCAAUCGUGUGUACCCCAAAGCAAAUGCCAAAUCAGAGAGCAGAAAUACUGGCAAAUGGAAGGUGUCUGUCCUCACCAGUGAUAUACCAUCUGCAGGAACCAGCUCACAGGUUUAUAUUACAUUGUAUGGGGAUUACAGUAAUUCAGGGCCUAUCUUUCUGUAUGGAGAAGAAGGGAAACUGUUUCAGAGGGGCAAUGAAGACAUCUUCACUAUUGACAUUGGAGACGUAGGAGAGCUCUAUAAAAUACGCAUAGGACACAAUAACUCUGGCGAAUCCCCCUCUUGGCACUGUGAAGAGGUGCAAUUGCAGAACCUUUACACAGGAGAACAGUUUUCUCUCCCUGCCCACCGAUGGCUGGCGCAGGACCAGGAUGAUGGCGAAAUCUGUCAGGAGCUUCCUGUUUUGCGACGGGGCCAGCCUGUUCUUCCGGUGUUUGUAAUGUAAAAAACCUGUCUUCUUUUACUGUCAGUGACUGUAUAUGAGGUGCAUGUCACAACAGGAGAGCUGUGGAAUGCCGGAACAGAAGCUGAUGUCUAUAUUUCCAUCCAUGGGGAAGAAGGCGAUACAGGCUCCAGACAGCUAUUUAGGUCGAAGAAUCCUAGGAAAUUUCUAAAAGGACAAACUGACCUCUUCCUACUUGAAGCUGUGCACCUUGGAGAUUUGUACAAGAUUGUUAUAGGACACAAUGGACUUGGAUCAGGAAAUGGAUGGUUUCUGGAGAAGAUUGUAGUCAAGGAUCCUGUCACAGACCUGGAUUAUUCUUUUCCUUGUCACAGGUGGCUAGAUCAAGGGGAAGAGGAUGGUAAAAUUGUAAGAGAACUAAAUGUCACUGACACUACCACCUUCUCUGCAAGGCAAGAGCUGGAACUCAAGAGAGAGGAAAACUGGGCUGCUGAAAGAUGGAAGUUUCAGAAAGGCAACACUCUUCAGUUCUACAACAGGCUCACCCGUGGUUUCAUACGCCUCAGUCCAGAUGGCACAGUUGAUGCACUUGGUGACAAGAAGGACAAAUAUGUGACUCAGAAUGUUGAAUUAAUCAAAUCUCUAAGUAAUGAAGAUACUCUCUGUGAGUUACAAGUUCAUGUUCAGCCAAAUCGCUGUGCAAUUCUGGAAUCAGCCCGGAGUCCAGGGCACAUGAUUACAUUCAGUCUUCAAGGCAAAGUAGCCGAUGAUACAGUAGGCUAUGCAGGACUCUCGAAAGAAUUUGUUGUGCAUGUGAAGGGUGUGUUCCACAAUGGUGCCAUAAUUCUGCUCACCACAAGUCUCUACCAGGCUCUCUGCCUCAGGCCUGAUGGGAGCUGCAGUGGAGCAGGAAAGCAAUCUGAAGAAUCCUAUUGGAAAGUGCAUAAAAUCAGCUCUGGAGUUUGCAUGAUUGAAAGUCUGAAAAACCAAAGAAUGUAUCUGAGGAUCAAGGAUGGCAAGUGUAAUGGAACAGGGACGGGUGAUGUAUACUGUCACUUUAAAAUUGAGAAGAACUUAGAAAGUGGAUCUGUGAGUCUAGAAUCUGUGCAAAACAGAGGGAUGUAUGUUGGUCUCCAACCAGAUGGCCAGACCAAGCCAGUUGUUAACACUGGAGAGAGAAACAUUUUGUUCUACCCACGAGUCAUCAAAUUUGGCAGGGAAAAGCCUAUGGGAACAUCUGCGACACCCAGCCAACCAAAGGGAGGGAUCAGAGAAUCCGAACACCAACUGGCAAAAGCCCAGAAGCCAGUGGCUCAGAGCCCAUCAGCUUCUUCACCCGCAAAGGAAAUGAAAAAUACCCAAGGUACCAAGUAUCCCCUUCCUUCAGAUGAUGAAUGGAAAGUGUCAGUGCUGACAGGAAAUGGAGGAACUCAAGCAAAUGUCACACUCUGGAUAUAUGGAGACAAAGGAGUAGCUGGACCAAUAACUCUUGGCAAGGACAACAGGGAGCAACUCUUUCUUCCCAGGCAGGAGGAUGAAUUUCAGGUUGAAAUAAAGUAUAUUGGAGAAUUCUAUAAGAUAAGAAUAGGACACGAUGGAACAAGUGAACACCCAGAAUGGAAGUUAGAAAAGGUGACACUGCACCAUGUAAAGAGCAGGAGGACUCUGCAUUUUCCAGCAAACAAGUGGUUGUCAAGAAGCCGUGGAGCUGGAGAUAUUAUAUGUGAACUCCCAGUAGAAGAAGCAGGAAAACCCAUUUAUCCAAUUGUGAGAUACCACAUUUAUGUUUACACUGGCCAUCUGGAGCAAGCUGAAACAGACUCUCCGAUCUACCUAUGUAUCUAUGGAAAGAGAGGAGACUCUGGUCUAAGACUUCUGCAUAAAUCUGAUAUGCCAGUGAAAUUUCAGAGAGGAAUGGUGGAUAUGUUUGAAAUGGAAGCUGUAUCUCUUGGAAAACUGCAGAAGGUGCUAUUGCACUGCGAGGCCAGUAACAAGGCGCAGUACUGGUACUGUGAGAAAGUAAUCAUCAGAAAAGCUGGGAAGGACGCUGAAUAUAUUUUCAACUGUGAGAGGUGGCUUCCAUUUAUGUCCCAGGGAAUAAUUCACUCAGAAAUCGAGCUCUACCCUGAAGAACUGCAAAUAAAUCAUCAGCUGAAAAUGCAAGAUGAAGCAAAUGAAGGAGACUGGAAGAUUACUGUAGUCACUGGGGGCUUCCAAACAGCUGGCACAACAGCAACAGUGUCCCUUUACGCUUAUGGAGAAAACAAGUCUUCUGGUCCUAUUAUUCUGGGAUCUGGGAAGCACCAGCUGUUUAAUCCCAACAGCGCAGAUACAUUCAAGAUUAAUCUCAAAGGUAUUGGGCAACUUUAUAAAAUCCGCAUUGGUCAUGACAACAGUGGAAAUGACCCUAGCUGGUACCUAGAGGAGGUGAGACUUGAAAGAAUGGCCCCUACCUCUGACCAGGAGAUUUGUCUGGCUGUAGACUGCUGGCUAGCUGAAGAUCAGGAUGAUGGAGACACCUGGACAGAAGUAGCAAUUGGGAUGUCUGAAAAGGAGCUUUUGUCAAUGGUGAUUUAUGAACUCCAUGUAUAUACUGGGUCUAAACUUGGUGCUGAAACAGAUUCUAAUGUAUAUGCCACCCUCAUUGGAACGAGAGGAGAUUCUGGCAAGAGAAAGCUGCAUAGAGCUAAGAAUAAUAAAGUCAAGUUUCAGCGUGGACAGGUGGAUAUCUUCUUCAUAAAGGCUGUAUCACUAAGAGACCUGAAGAAACUUGUGAUUAGCCAUGAUAGAACUGGUCCAGGCAAUGGAUGGUUCCUUGAUAAGGUGGUUGUCAAAUUUAAAGAGGAAGAUGAUGAUCAAGAAGCUGUGUUUCCCUGUAACAGAUGGUUAGAUGAAUACCAGGAUGAUGGGAAGACCGAGCGAGAGCUAAUUGCUAAAAAAAAUGGUAAUUCACAGAAGGCAUCCACCAAAGCACGACAAUGGAGAGUGCAGGUUAAAACUGCCAGAGAUUCCCCAGAGCCACAGAAGUGUAAAAGAACCCUUGUGAUUUAUGGCUCAAAGGGCAAAAGUGGUGACCUUCUCCUUUCUCCACAAAGCCCAGAAUAUGUGUGCUUUCUACCCAGAGCAACGGAUGAAUUCCUUGUUGAAACUGGAGAUGUGGGGGAUGUGUACAAGAUUCGGGUCAGCUGUGAUGAUUUGCCAGGCUUUGAGGGCUGGCAUCUGAAGUCCUUUCACAUGCAAGAGCUACAUACUAAACAAGAAGUGAACUUUGACUGUAACUGCUGGCUCUCUGUUAACAGAGAAGACAGAGAGCUGGUGAAAGAAUUCCCUGCAGUGAAUGAGAACCAGAAACCUUUACCAGUCCACAAGUAUAUUGUCUCUAUACACACUGGUGACCACUGGGGAUCAGAAACCUUUGCAAAUGUUUAUAUCACUCUGUAUGGCGAAAGAGGGGACACAGGUGUGAGGAAACUGCACGAAUCAUUGGUAAAAGGAGGAAAAUUUCAAAGGAACAAGGUGGAUUCAUUUUUAAUAGAGGCAGUUUCUCUGAGCCAUUUACAAAAGGUAGUUGUAGGACAUGAUGGAGAAGGAUAUGGGACUGGAAUGUACCUCAAGAUGAUAACAAUCAAGGAAUCAGAGGACUCAGAUAAAGAGUGGAUCUUUCCAUGUUGGAACUGGCUUGAUACUCAUCUGGGAUUAUGUGAGACUGUUUGUGAGAUUAUAACAAUAGGUAAAAGAUUGAUUUCUAGUCCUCAACUGCCUCAAAUCAACAUGCAGUCCUCAGGUCUGUGGAUAAUGGACAUCAUUGGAUCUGACGUCAACACUGAAAUGGAUCCAAUACACCUUUCUUUCAUCUUUUAUGGAGACCUGAAUCACACAGAGUUGGCACUUCAAAUUACAGGAAAAGCAACUCAAAUCAAAGAUGAACUGGCAGACAUUGGCUCAAUAUACAAGAUUCAGAUAACUGGCCCACACAGCAAGUUAAAUCAGCCUUGGCACUUAGACUUACUGCAUAUGAAGCACACAGGCACGAACCAGGAGAUGUGGUUAGCUUUCAACUGCUCGUUCAAAUGUAAUGAAGACAAAUGUGUGGAACUGCCAGCUCUCUACGCAGACCAGGAUCCUUUGCCUGUUGUGGAAUAUUCCAUUCAUGUGCACACUGGAGACAUAAAGAAAGCAGAUGCCAGUGGAGAGGCUUAUCUUCUUAUUCAAGGAGCGAGAGGUGACUCUGGGAAAAGAUGGCUUAAUAAUUCAAGAAGUGGACCCAUCACUUUUGCCAGAGGCCAGGUGGAUGUUUUCAGAAUCAAAGCAGUUCACCUUGGCAAGCUGAACCAAGUUCUUGUUGGAUUUAAAAGUUUUAAAAAAGAUGACUGGUUCUUGGAAAAAAUUGUUAUAAAAGAAGAAAGUUACCCUUUUGCCACUCACAUCUUUGCUCACCAUGACUGGAUCAGCAAACACUCAAAGAAAGAUUUUACAGAACUAGAAAUUCCAUUGAAAGGUAAUGCCAACAAAAUGUCUUUUGCUUACACAAGUUAGUGUCGCAUGACUAAGCACUGUUGAGUAAAUUACAAUUUAUAAAUUAAUGUAAUGAUUUAUGGUGACUUAUAAGAAAGAUAUGUAUUCUGAAUAUAUAUUUCUUCUAAAUAUAGAAAUGACUGUGACAUCUGAUCCAGUAAAAUACUUUGCACUAAAAGCAGAGGACGAUGGCAAAUGUGGGUGUACUGUACACACAUACCAGAAAGAGUUCCUGAUAUUCAAGUUGUUGUGUUUGGAACAAAAGGGAAAUCUGCUGCACAGAAGGUUCAGAAUCUCAAAAAUGACCCUUUUUUGCUGACUGUUGAUGAUAUUGGUGAUGUAACAAAAGUUUCCUUCGUGUUAUCUGGCCCACCUUUAGGAAGAGGAAUUAAACUUCACAAGCUUCGUCUGAAAGAUCUGGACACUAAGCAAGAACUGGGCUUUUACAGUGCAGACCAGUGGCUCUUUAAAGAAGAUGGGUCAGAGACCGUGACAGAGCUAGCAGCAGUCAGACCAGAUAAGGCACCGCUCAGGGAAGUUCUUUACUUGGUCAGUGUUCACACAGGAACAUUACCUGCAUCAGGAACUGAUUCAGAUGUCUUUAUUACAAUAUUUGGAGUGAAUGGAGACUCCUGCAAAAGAAAACUUAGGCAUUCUAGGUCACAUGCAAGUUUUGAAAGAGGUCAGGUUAAUAGCUUCACUGUGGGAGCUGUAGACCUCGGAAUGUUAAUCAAAGUGCUAGUUGAACACAAUAAUAUGGGUUAUGGAGCUGGAUGGUACCUGGACCGAAUCACCAUCCAAGAAUCAGGCAAGAGCGACUGCCAAUAUGUAUUCUCAUGCCAGCAAUGGUUAGACAGCGGAGUUGGUGAUGGACGGAUGGAACGAGAGUUGAGACUUCUUGGAAAAGUGAGAAAUGAGAGAUUGGCAGGAAAUAUUCAGGGGACUUGGGAUGUCAUUGUUACAACUAGUGAUGCUUCAAGCAUGAGCCCUAAAAUGUCUUUAACUAUUUGUGGUGAAAAAUGUGCAAGUAUUCCAGUCUUAUUUCCCAAAGGAUCCCUUAAAAAGGCUGAGAUUUAUCAGACGUCAGUGGAACUAGAUAAGAAAUUCACCUCUAUAUGCAAAGUUCGCUUGGAAAUAGAAGAUGCCAGAAAUGGAGAGAUCUGGCAUUGUUGUGAGGUGAAACUUCAACACAGAAAAACUAAAGAAAUUCUAGAAUUUCCAUUUCUUCGGAACUUUGCAGAUGCUGAGGGAUGCACAGUGGCUGAACUUCCAGUUCUCACAGCUGGUUUUCAUUUUUCAACAGUAAAAGAGUAUGUUCUGUACAUUACUACGGCUGCAUCCUUGGAGUCAGGAACAGAUGCAGAUGUGUAUGUCACUCUACGAGGGCUCUUGGGAGACACGGGAAGAAGAAAAUUGACAAGGAAAGGAGAGGAUCUUUUCACCAAGGGAAAGGUGGAUGUUUUCCGGGUGGAAGCAGUAGAUGUUGGGUCUCUGCAGGAGCUGGUUGUAGAUAAAGGAAAAGGCUCUGCCUGGCAGCUGGAGAAGAUUAUUGUGCACGAGCCAACAUUUGCUGGGACAAAGACACUGUUUAUGGCUCAAACAUGGCUAAAAGAUGGGAAAAAAUCUGCCUCAGUAACUCUAAAAGCUACAGAAAUUCAGGAGAGGAGGAACACAGCUGUCUUGCCGUUAAAAAAACAGAAAAUGAAAUCAGAAGGCACAUGGAGAAUUUAUUUCACAAAACUCCGUGAAGAAACAACAGAAGAAUUUGAAAAGUCCGUGAAGAAUAUUUCUAACUUGGUCAUGUUUUUUUAUGGAAGCAAUGGCAAGUCAAACCCAAUUACCAUGGCAAACAAAUUGCGCCGUCAAGCUGAGGAUCAAGUAACAUCUGAUGUACAUUUCCCGUCUGACUUAGGGAUGCUUUAUAAAGUGAGAUUUGGGCUUCAGAGUUUGGGAAAUAACACAUCCCAGUUGUCUCUUCAUCACUUUAAAAUGCAGAACACAGCAACCCUGGAUACCUUUAGUCUCUCCAUAAAUAAAACACUUUCUUCUUCUCUUAAUGGAGACAGAUGGAUUGAGCUCCCUGUAGAGUGGCCAUUAAAAGCAGCACUUUCUGUGAUUACAUAUCAUGUAACAGUGUUUUCCAGCAAUGUUUUGAACAAGAGGAAUGUAGUACUUGUGACUGUGUGUGUGUGUGGAAUCAAUGGUGACACAGGAGACAGAAUCCUUUGCUGGCCAUUGCAGAAUCCCCAGCAAGGAGAGGACAAUGAGUCAUUUACAGCUCAAAUGGAUGCUGUUGACCUGGGAGAACUGCAUAAAGUUGUCCUCUCCAUCAGCAGCAAAACAAACUGCAAACUGGAUGUUAAAACUUUACAUUUGAAGGAAGCACUAAAACAAGAACCUGUCUACAUAUUUGAAGUGAAUGAAGUGUUCUCUAUGGAUGCCCAUGAACCUGAAAUAAGGAGAGAGAUCCCAGUAUCUUUUGUGAGCAGGGAAGGAGUUAAACUCAAAAAUGAAAUAGAUCACGCUUUAAAUAAGGAAAAAAGCCCCCCGGAAAGUCUGGUAGAAUACAUAAUUAAAGUGUAUACUGGUGACAAGAAGGGAGCAGGAACUGAUGCCAAUGUGCAUGUAAUUUUAUUUGGGGAUGAGGACUCAUCUGAAUUAGUUCAGCUCACUAAACCACUGGAACAUCAAGAUCCUUUUGAAAGAGGAAAGUCUGACAUAUUCAAGAUUAAGACAAAGAGUUUAGGAAGACUGCGUUCUAUAAAAUUGGCCAUGAUGGGAAAGGAUUUGCAAGUGGCUGGUUUCUGGAAAAAGUAGAAAUCACAGAUUCAUCUACAAAUGAAGUGUAUUGCUUCAACUGCAGCAGGUGGCUUGCUGAGGAUGAAAAUGAUGGACGCACUGUAGUGCAGCUUUAUGCAUAAUUGUUUUCUAGGAUUCAUAGUGAAUAUGCUGCUUCUUCAGAUUCAUGCUGAUUUGAUUUAUUUGUAUUUUAUAAUGAUGAAGAUACUGUAAUUAUUAUGGAGAACUGUCAAAACAAUAGAUUAAAAACAUCAGUGGAGAUUAAACAGGUCUAAUGUGAACAACACAUUGCAAUCCUACUAGGAAUUCUUAUCAGUUUUGCACAAUUGAACUGUAAAUAAAGCAGAAAUUUAGAGCUAUACCAUGGUUUUCUGAAUUUGAUAUGUGCAUUCACAGGAUGGGGUAUAUGUAGUAGCAUUUAGGAAAACAAUUUGUGUUCGGUGAUUUGUGUAAGUGUGUUCAUCAUAGUUAAUACUUGCGUAAAAUCUGUUUCAGGAUCAAUAUUUAUUAAAAUUUCUAUUUUCUCAUGAUCACUUUUUAAACAAAACAUACACCUCUUUCAUACCACCAUGCAUUUUGUGUCCCAUUACUGCACCUGCACAAAACUAACCCAUGGAAAAAAUUGUCCUUUUGGCUCUAUCUUUACUGAAUAAUUCACACCCAUUAUUUAGUUCUCCCUGUGUGUGCAGGCCUCCCAUUGAGAUUUGAUGCAUAAUCUUUUGAAGAAUAUUGAUACAGGAACCUUUAGAUCCCACGGCUCUACCUACUGAGAAACCUACAAGAGAAUUUCCAUCAGCUGUCAUUACAGUAGUAAUAAUCAUUACAUCCUCUUUCUGGUUUUUAACUACUGUCAAAGAAAAAUCUUAACACCUUCUCUUUCCCACAAUUCUGAAUUGCAACAUGCUCAAAAUAAUAAUAAUAAAUAAUGCAUUUAUGGCUGUAUAUGUUGUUAUUUAUGAAUUCACUAUCUGUUUAUUUUGACUUUACCAGUGUUGCUGCUUCUAGUGUUCAUAGAAUAGAUGGGCCUAAAACAAAAUCACGAAUUGAACACUCCUUGAUCAGAAUACAAAUCCAGUUCUAGAUGUGAAUUUUGCAAGGUGCCACUUCCUUUUUGAAGGUCAACCCCAAAUCCUGGAUCUAAAACUCCUAAACUUUGGGUAUGUCUACACUGCAGCUGAGAGUGCACUUCCCAGCAUGUGUAGACAGACAUUCUAGCUCUGCUUGAGCUAGUUUAACCCACACACCUCCUGGGUGUGGUGUUCUGUCCCAUCUGGUGACACUGAGGCCACUCAGAGAGAGAGAAAGAGAUUGAGUUUGCUCUACAGCUUUAGCUAAUAGCCAGUUGGCUUUUAGCUCAUGCACUAAGCUCCAGAGGUGCCUGGUUUGAUCUCGCCUGCCGACGACCAGGAUCUGUCAGCGUUACAAGUGGGGGCUCAUCUGGGAUUUCAGCUGGGAAGUCUCUGACGCUUGGGAGGUGCUUCCUCAUCUAGGGAAGCAUGUAACCCACACACCUCCUGGGUCUGGUGUUCUAUCCCAUGUAGUGGCACUGAGACCACUUAGAGAGAGAGAGAGAGAAAGAUUGAGUUUG
Chrysemys picta bellii (western painted turtle) is the source of this 10144-nucleotide messenger RNA. NCBI's taxonomy places the organism in Eukaryota, Metazoa, Chordata, Testudines, Emydidae. The record is from RefSeq and is a predicted model, not a curated record.